This is a messenger RNA of Encephalitozoon hellem ATCC 50504, 1263 nucleotides long. RefSeq lists its product as uncharacterized. The record is from RefSeq and is a predicted model, not a curated record. The coding region runs from base 1 to 1263 and encodes 420 amino acids. NCBI's taxonomy places the organism in Eukaryota, Fungi, Microsporidia, Unikaryonidae. The transcript has a single exon.
AUGGUAGUAUUCGAUGACACAGGAGAGGAUGAGUUGGAAAGUACCUUGUUAAGCCAUAUCGAUAUCCCAUACUUCAGGAACAAUCCAUCGUAUAUAUCUCUCUGGCAGAAGUACUAUUAUAAGAACAAUAGCCCGCAUGUGCUCUUCCUGAUGAAAUACAAAAAGAUAUCUCAAUACUAUCAUUGGAUUUAUGUAGAGUUAUCGAGGUUUUUUAUGAGGAAUAAUCACUACGGAGCAUGUAAAGCAAUUCUUAACAUGGGAAUAGCAUGCAAUGCAUAUGACCGAAGGGUCUUGGAAGACGAGCUAAGGAAGAUUCCGGCAUCGGCCAAUCUCUUCUCUGAAAAUGAGGUUAAUGCUUUGCUGAAUCCAAAGGGGUUCACUGUGCUGGGGAAGGUUUGGAACUCCUACCAAGAAGCCUUGUUUUACAAUAGAGAGUUGUUUAUUUUCGAUCAUGAAGAGAUGUCUUUCGAAGAGUAUAGAAGCAGGUCAUACAUUAAAAAACCAAGGCCAUCUCCAGAGGAAUGUGUGGCAAGGAUUGGCAUGAAGCAUUUGGCAGAUUGCUCGAAGUCAGGCGGAGAUGGAGAACUUGAGAACAAGAGAAAAUGUAAACUGGCAAAUGCAAAUAGAAUUCUAGUUGCAGGACAGGAAAUAGUAAUCGAUGGGUAUACUUAUUACAUCAAAGAGAUUAUGGAUGGAAAUAGAUACAGAAUGACAUGCUUGUCUGAAGAAGCUCCCGAAGAUCUUGUGCACAAAGGAGAUGUCAUGCUUCAAGAGGUAACAAAGACCUCCAUAGAUCUGGCUUUGAGGCUGAAUCCUGAUUAUGUUCCUAAAUUUGUUGUAAAAGAGUUAGGUUCGAGAACGUUUUUACUUUAUGAGUUUUGUACAUUUGGAACUCUCAAAAACUGCCUAAAUAUAUCUGAUGCUAUAAAAUCUCGAAUCGCUUUAUACUUUGUAAGCCAGCUUGCUGAAAUACUCGAUGAAAUGAAGGAAAAGAAGUGUAAAUUUGUAGCAUUCUCAUUGGAAAGCCUCUGCGUUUCUGAGGAUUGCAUGCUUAAGAUAGCUGAUUUUAACCUAUCUUCAGAAGAUCCAGAAAUGAGUUAUGAAUAUAUAGUCAAAGAUGCUCUGUCACAAUACUGCAGAAUUCCUUCUGACGAUCAGGAUGCUGUCCAAAAAGCCAGAAGUAUUCUCCGAAACACAGACUUGAAGGGGCUUAUUACGGGAUAUAGAAUACAUCUAUACGAAAGGAUAUGUGGGUACUGCUGA